AUGUCGCUCUCAGCUUUUCCCGUGCCCUCCUUUGACCGCCCUUUUGGCAUCUACCUGUUCGACCAUUUUGAUCAUUUGGUCUCAAAGCUCACUGGCGGCCGGUUUGUUCCUAGAGAGUUUGAUUUUGUCGCCGGAGAAACUUUCUUCUCCACGCCGGUCCCAGUCUUCGGUGCCAUUGUUCUCUACUACGUUGUCAUCUUUGGUGGUCAACAUAUCUUGAAGUCCAACAACGUCAGACCGCUCGUCCUCAACGGCCUGUUUCAGCUCCAUAAUUUACUCCUCACUGUAUUGUCCCUGACGCUCGUGACUCUGAUGGCCGAGCAGCUGAUUCCAAUGAUCCACAAGCACGGACUCUACUACGCCAUUUGCGAUCCAGGUGCAUGGACUCAGCAGAUGGUGGUUCUGUACUACCUCAACUACCUCACCAAGUUCACAGAGUUUGUUGACACCCUAUUCCUGGUGGUGAAGCAGAAAAGAUUGACGUUUUUGCACACCUACCACCACGGCGCCACCGCCCUCCUGUGCUACACACAGCUGAUUGGCCUGACCUCGAUAUCGUGGGUCCCAAUCACACUCAAUCUGUUUGUCCAUGUCGUCAUGUACUGGUACUACUUCCUCGCUGCCCGUGGUAUCCGGGUCUGGUGGAAAGAAUGGGUCACGCGUUUUCAGAUCAUCCAGUUCAUUUUAGACCUGUCCUUCAUCUAUUUCGCCACCUACCAGAAGCUUGUCCAUAAUCUUGCUCCAUCGCUGCCUCAUUGCGGCGACUGCGCCGGCACGCCUCUAGCCACCAUCAGUGGCUGUAUCAUCAUUUCGUCCUACCUUGUUCUCUUCAUCGCAUUCUAUAUCGAGGUUUACAAAAAGAGCUCCAAAAAAGCCAAAGUUGUCCGCAGAGUCAGAGGUGGUGUUGCUGCCAAGGUCAACGAGUACGUUUAUCUUGAUAAGCAAACUUUGCAGUCCAACUACGACUCCAACACCGGAUCGCCUUUGGCUGUUCCAAGACAACGCAACCUCAGAUCCACCAAAAAGAAGAUCUAA
Molecule: messenger RNA, 1035 nt
Organism: Ogataea angusta
Lineage: Eukaryota; Fungi; Ascomycota; Pichiomycetes; Pichiales; Pichiaceae
Exons: 1
Coding region: 1-1035 (344 amino acids)
Biological process (GO): sphingolipid biosynthetic process; fatty acid elongation, monounsaturated fatty acid; very long-chain fatty acid biosynthetic process
Cellular component (GO): endoplasmic reticulum membrane
Molecular function (GO): fatty acid elongase activity
Source: RefSeq, a predicted model, not a curated record